AUGGAAAGAAAAGUUCUGGACAAGAAUGCCGCUGCGGCGGCAGCGGCGCAAAAAGCCGCUUCGUCGAAAAUCCAUGCGCCUCCACCACCGUCGCUGGUUGCAGAGCCCGCGGAAGGGGGUGAGCGCUAUUCUACUGGCGCUUUUCUUGGGAAAGGAGGUUUCGCAAUCUGCUACGAAGGCACACUGUUGCGGAAUGGAAGAGUUUUUGCAAUGAAGGUGGUGAGGUCUGAGAUGGCCCAGAAAAAGAUGCAGGAGAAGUUUCGAACCGAACUUCAAAUACAUUCGAAAAUGCGGCAUCCGCACAUCGUCGAAUUUCAUCGCGCCUUUGCAUUUGACAAGUGUAUCUACGUGGUCCUGGAGCUGUGUCCAAACGGCUCAGUAAUGGACAUGGUGAGGAAAAGGAAAUGCCUGAGCUUGCCCGAAGUGCGGCGAUUCAUGAUACAGCUUUGCGGGGCGGUCAAGUACCUACACAAGAGGAGUGUUGCGCAUCGUGAUCUGAAAAUGGGAAAUUUGUUUUUGGAUCGAAAUAUGGACAUCAAAGUGGGAGAUUUUGGGCUGGCAGCCAUGAUAAUCUCUGAAAAGGAUGAGAAAAGGAGGAAGACGCUGUGUGGGACACCAAACUACAUUGCUCCAGAGGUCCUCGAUAAGAGUAAGGGUGGACAUACCCAGAAGGUUGAUAUUUGGUCGUUGGGUAUAAUAUGCUUUGCGAUGCUUACCGGUUAUCCACCUUUUCAAUCUAAAACACAGGAGGAAAUAUACAAGAAAGUCAGGAAUUUGAGUUAUGUUUGGCCCAGUGGGACUCAGUGCGCGAAUCACAUCCCCGACGAGGCCAAAUCUUUGGUCAGCUCUUGUCUCAAUCUCUCAGAGAACGAGCGGCCUGACCCGGACGACAUUGUGGAACAUCCAUUUUUCAAUAUGUACGAUGGAUGUAUUCCUCGACGACUGGACCCAACUUGCACGGUUUCGACGCCGAUCUGGCUCAGGUCGGAUGAGCCUCGUGGUGAUCGCAUGAUGCUUGGUCAUAGCCUGGAGUAUGACGAGAAGUUGUCAGGCUACAUAGAGCAUGUCGAUGACCCGACACAGCGAUACCUCAUCUGCCGUGCGGCAUUCUACAGUCUCUGUGGAGUCGGACGUAAACCAGAUGGGUCAGCUCGCAGGUCUGUUGGCAAAAACUGUUCGAAAUCUGCGUUUUCGGAAUGUCUAUCUGAGGAGGAAAAGGGAUUGCAGCCAAUUAUGCCGCUGCCCGAAGACAUGGUCUACAGCUACCCUAGUGACCCCGACGGGGACUGGAGCACGCCCACUCCUGGCCUUGGACUUGGCAAGGAUGACUCGUCAUUGGACAGUACGAGGUCAUCUGGUAAGCGUACCGUAUCCAUGCGCAGUAAUGCUGCCUCUCUUUCCAGAACUCAAGCUGCUCUUGCUGCAGCUCAGCAACGACGGCAAGAACCGCAGAGUCAUGCUGCAACGCUUCGCCAACAGGCAAUGGGUGCUCGAAGCUCGGUCAGGAAGAUUGCAGCUAUCUGUGAUCCACCAGCAGUAGUAGAACCCGAGACUGCUGCUCCCAUCGUGUCGACCGGCGGACUCGCGGAAAGACCCAUACGCGCGCGGCGCGGAGUGGCAGUCUCGUACUCAGGUUCAAUGCGCGACUUGGACAGAAAAAUUGUGCCAUCCACCAGUGACCCUGGGAUGUUGACAGUGGGUAAAACACGGUCGCAGUCUCGACGACUGGGAGCGGCAAGCAACGACGCACUUUCUGCUCCCGCCGUCACCAAAGAGCGAUCUGUCUCCUCAGCGUUGGACAAUCUGCCUACAAGGUUACGCCAGAGUUCCGCACGCUCAGUGGCAAGGGAAGAAGCUCUCCAAUCUUCCAAGCGGAAGGAGCUAGAUGAUGCAGUCAAGGCGAAGGAAGUGCCAAGCGGAGAAGGUCGUCUGCGAACAGAAGUCGCCGUAAGCCGUUCCAGUAGCAAGACAGCCGCUACGUCAAGCAGUAAGCGCUCGACAUUAGGACUGUAUCCGCUUCUUCAUCCGGACGAUCCCUGCGAGAUGAUGCCAAGGACAUCUCUCGAGGACGUCAACACCGACCUCCGGCUGAUGCUUUCUAACUUGGUGCCUCCAACAUCUGGUCGCCGGCGCGUAAGCUCGAGAAGGACACCCCAUUCAUACGUCAUCAAAUGGGUAGACUACACUAAUCGUUACGGCAUUGGGUAUGUUCUAGAUGACGGUAGUGUGGGAUGCGUGUUCAAAGCGGAGAAUGGCCAGCCGGCCAGUGGAGUUCUGCUACGGAAUGGUGAGAGGCAUAUCCGUCGGAAAGCCCGUAGCCUAAGCAAGCAAAAGGAUGGAGCCUCUACCUACACCGAGGCUGAUCAGCUCGUGCCUCGUAACGGCAGGCCGGUGGAAUUCUAUGAGAACUGUGAAAACACAUCGUCAGAUGGUCUGACAGGCAUCCGCCGUGCGCUCAUUCACCCUUCUGUUUUCGAGGUGAAGCCCUCUUCCGAUGGCUCCUCUGGUGCUGGAAUCAAGGUUCGCACAAACUCCGGUCUUGAACGCGCGCGCGCCGAUGCAGAGAAGAUCAAACGCGUGAAGCUGGUUGAUCAAUUCGGCAAGUAUAUGAUUGGAUCCUUGGGCAGGCAUGACGACGAUGACGUUUCGGAAGACGAUAAAACAGAUGGCCUUGGCCAGUUUAUCAAGUUCUACCAGAGAUUGGGCAAUGUCGGUGUCUGGGGGUUUGGCGACGGUGCUUUCCAGUUCAAUUUCCCCGACCACACAAAACUCGUCAUAUCUCCUGGUCGUACAAGAGCCUCAUCACCCUGGAUUGACUUCUAUCAUCUCUCCCCUUCUGCGGCCCGGUAUCUGAGCUCCAAAGGAAAGAUGCACCCGUCCGGAUUCGAUACUCGAGCCGUCGCUUCAGACGAGGCCACCGCAUUCCUGAGCAUUGCAAAUGGCAGCACGACGAGCGCUGUCGAUGAGCGCAUUCGCGAUGUUCUAGAAGCUAACUUCUUCCUGGAGAAGAUCGGCUUUAUCAGGGAAGUCAUGAAGAGCUGGGUUAAGCAUGGGCGCUUGGGAGGUAGUCCCUCGCAAGAUCAGACUUCCACAGACCUUCCCAAGAUGCUUUGGGAGGGCACUCAGGAGCGGGCGCAAGUUGGAGGAGGCAAGUUUGUUUGGGUGACUGUCGGGGCUCCUGGAGGGGAUGGCGAGUAUCGAUCCAUUUCUCUGAAGGAGAAAGAAUCAGAAGGAAGAGAGAAUGAUCCGGAAAUGGAGACUUUACGAGGGCGGUUGCGGGCAUUAGCUACCAAGCCGUAG
Molecule: messenger RNA, 3300 nt
Organism: Aspergillus udagawae
Lineage: Eukaryota; Fungi; Ascomycota; Eurotiomycetes; Eurotiales; Aspergillaceae
Product: CDC5/polo family serine/threonine-protein kinase
Exons: 4
Coding region: 1-3300 (1099 amino acids)
Biological process (GO): protein phosphorylation; regulation of cytokinesis; regulation of protein localization to mitotic spindle pole body
Cellular component (GO): centrosome; spindle pole body; nucleus
Molecular function (GO): ATP binding; protein binding; protein kinase activity
Source: RefSeq, a predicted model, not a curated record